CAAUUCAUCGUGCAAUGAAAGUUCCUUGGAAAGCUUGGAAAGGACGAAAAGAAAUAAUUACAACCAGUGCUGUGCUGGACUCACUGAAUUGGAUGACUUUCAACGCUUUGGGAACCAUCUCCUGAGGUGAGUUGAUCAAUUACAAAAGCUGCGGUUCCAUGGUCAAAAUGUAGCGAGUUAUCAAGAAAAGGCUGAUCGCGCCGACGACGGAUAACUUUUUCAUGGCGACCGUGAUACUACUCGCUCCUGUGCCAUUAUAAAAACAAGCAAACCUAGAAUAUACUUUCCCGUGGACAUGAACCUGAACACAAUCCACCUGAUUCUAGUGGGUGGUAAACCGGCGGCACAAGCUUCACAUAUUCGGCUGUGUUUCAUUCAGCUCGCUUGCGCCCCUGUACCAUAUCUCUGCGAUAAAGGGCAAGAAGUCAUGUCCACUAUUCGUCAUGAUGGCUGCUGUCGGAGGCAGGUGUAAGGAAUGGCAGUCAUGCGGAAAGGGGAACAAAUGAAACAAUGUAUCCAUCCCAUUACGCUUAACAUGAUUAUUGAGCCUGGUUCAGAAGUUGGUGGGCACAGUGGAACCGUAUGGAAUUACAAGAAUGGAUAGUUUUAUGACUAGGACUGUCUUCGACGAUUUGAUGAUUUUGCCUGAAUGUCUUCUUGCAAGCCAGCCAUUUACUGGCGCUUUGCCCCUUUCGUAUUAUGGACAUGCACACUACAUGCUGCAGCAGGAUGUUAUGCUCAAAUUGAUGUUCAUUAUUCAGUUUACGCUUCGUGUUCAGGAACUUACAAAGAUUCUCAUGAAGACCGGCCACAUCACCGCAGCCUUUGUUCGCGCAGUCCUUGAAGUUUCUCAUCGCUGCGGUUCCGGAACUUUUAUAUAUGAACUAUGAACGUAUACAUGGUAUAGCAGGCUUGUAGUAUCGAAUUGCAUAAACCUAUAUAACAAGUGACUACCAA
Molecule: messenger RNA, 957 nt
Organism: Serpula lacrymans var. lacrymans S7.9
Lineage: Eukaryota; Fungi; Basidiomycota; Agaricomycetes; Boletales; Serpulaceae
Exons: 4
Coding region: 597-890 (97 amino acids)
Source: RefSeq, a predicted model, not a curated record